Diorhabda sublineata is the source of this 2231-nucleotide messenger RNA. RefSeq names its product protein asteroid-like. Bases 165 to 2162 code for a protein of 665 amino acids. Lineage: Eukaryota; Metazoa; Arthropoda; Insecta; Coleoptera; Chrysomelidae. Gene Ontology annotation, molecular function: nuclease activity. The transcript has a single exon. The record is from RefSeq and is a predicted model, not a curated record.
GACAGUUGACAUAACCUAUAUAAAUAAAAAACUGUUUUGAUUAGCCAAAUUAUUGAGUUUAAAAAUGUUUUUGAAUAAAUGAUUUCCAGUUAUAGACGUAUAUUAUGUAACGAUACAUAUUUAUAUUCGAAUAAAUAAAAUUCGAAAUCGUAAAAUUCGUCAAAAUGGGUAUAAAAGGUUUAACAACUUUCGUAAGAAACAAAUCUGAACUUUGUAUGGAUUCUUACGAAUUACACGACACAAACGUUGUAAUAGAUGGAGAUGCGGUACUAUGUCAGUUAUACUUGAACCAUACCAUCCCAAGAAACGGCUGUUUCGGCGGCGAUUAUGAUAAAUACGGUAAUACAAUAUACAAGUUCUUCCAUAUGUUAUUCCAGUGUAAAAUAACUCCUUAUAUUAUCCUCGACGGAGGAUACGAGAGCCGUAAAAUGGAUCGAAUAUUAGAAAGGUUUAAAGGGAGGAUAGAUCAAGUGGAAAAUCUGAAUUCCAGAACCCAAUCGAGGAAUGAUACAACACCUCUGUUAAUGAGAGAAGCAUUCGAAGAUAUCGUAUUAAAACUCGGAAUUAAACUGAUAAGAUGCGAUUUUGAGGGUGAUAGAGAAACUGCCAACAUCGCAAAAUCAUUAAAAUGUCCUGUAAUUAGUAAUGAUUCUGAUUUUUAUAUAUUUGAUGUUCCUUAUAUACCAUUUCCAACCGUUAGAAUGACAGUUAGAACUGGAUCUUCAUUAAAUCCAGAUACCAAACAAACUGUUAGUUAUAGAUACAUCCCGUGUCAAGUUUAUAGAAUCGAUAAAUUUUUACAGUGUACAGGGGGUUUGAGUAAAGAUAAACUACCCCUUUUAGCAGCUUUAGUUGGAAAUGAUUUCGUAGACGGAAUCGAUGUUACGAAACUCGGUAUUAGAGUAGCUAAUAAACAUUUUUUAAUCAGAAUCGAGGCUAUAAUAGAUUGGUUAAUAUCAGAAACCAAAGAAACUGCGUUAAGUAAAGUAUUAGAUUUAUAUGAAGGGAAAGAACGGGAAGAAAUGAUUAAAAAACUUGAUGACGCGAUGAACGGUUAUGAUUUCAAAGAAAGUAAAUAUUUGAAGUAUUUAAUCGACAAUUAUGAUGAAAGUACAAAAUCCGAUUUCAAUAUGGAUCAGUAUAAUAGUUAUGAAAAACUAGUGGAAACUUUUCCUAAAUUAUUCAUCGAUAAUUUUCGGAAAUCCUUGUACCCGACUCGAUUUAUGGAUAUUUUGACGCAAAAUAAAUAUUACAAUUUCAAACCGCAAGUUGAGGUUAUGGACGACGAACACGCUCAUACGAUUAGCAACGACAUUAUGGCCGCUAUACACAAAAUAUUAACUGGUUCUUCUGAAAAUCUAGUUUGUCUUAUAAGAUUAAAAAAUGAAGUAAGCGAGGACGCUUUACCUUUAUGCGACAUGGAUCUACCUACGUUCAACGAGAUUCAAACAAUGGAUAUCGAAGAUAGAAGAAGAGUUAUUUUAAAAAUAUUAAAUAUCAAUGAACGUUUUGUAAUGAAAUCGUUAACAUGUUUUCCCGAUAAUUGGUAUUUGCUGAUACUAACUUUGAAAUAUAUGAUUGAUAAAUUCGUGAUACCUUGGCCUGUAGUUUAUUCGAUUCUCUUUUGUAAAUUAGUAAUCGACGUUAUAGAUCCUAAAAUAGGUUUCUUUCGAUCGGGGGAAUCUUUUAAUAAACAAUUUCACAAUAAAAUCAAAGAGAUCACUGCAAAUAGGAAGCAAAUUAUCGCGAAUACUAAAACUUUAAAAAGUUCUUUAGACAGCAUUACUUUUGAAGAUACUCUAAUCGGCAUGAGUCGAGUGAUUCUUUACUUUGAAUUCGAUAGGAGGUUGAAAAAAAACGUUGGUUUAUACGACAGGAAAUUGAUGCAUUCGUUGUCGCAAUUUCAAAGUUGUCUUUUACACAUUAAAAGUCUUAAUCAAUUACUUAACAUGCCAUAUCACGAUUUUUUUAUAACCGAAUGUUUUAAUGGCACUUUUGUUUAUAAUUUUACUUGUAGUUUAAGAAAAAGGGAUGAAUUGGAUGGUUACGUUACGUAUUUAUUUCACAGGGCUCCUUUAGUAUUGAAUAGCUUCGAAAUUAUCAUUAAAUUGAUUAAAGGAAUUGAUAAUGACGAAGAUAAACACACUGUAAACAGCAAAUAACUUUUAUAAAUAUGUAUUAUUUGUAUAUGUUUUUAUAUUGAUUUUAGUACCAAAUAUAUAUUAUUUUUU